Messenger RNA from Styela clava, 2037 nucleotides. RefSeq lists its product as uncharacterized. Lineage: Eukaryota; Metazoa; Chordata; Ascidiacea; Stolidobranchia; Styelidae. The record is from RefSeq and is a predicted model, not a curated record.
CAUUCCGGUUGUUAUCAUUUAUAACCAGUAUUCAAAAUUAUUUCAACAGCAUAGUUAAAAUUGAUCGAAUUAUUUUCAAACUCUCCUCUAUACGCUUCUAAUAAUGACUGAUCGAUUCCAUACUUCCGCAAUCGGUAAAUUGUCGUCGAAAAGCAGCCGAGUAAAAGUCAGUUUACUAAGGCAGUUCAAUUACUCAAGUGAUGCUAUAUCAUGUCGAUGUAUUUUUGAUACUAUCAACCGGUAUCGCAAGAUUUUUGAACAAUAUAAAAUUUAUUGUUUUUCGGUUUUUAGUAUCUGUUCUCUCGAAAUUAAAAAUAAAUUUAGAAUAAAAGCGGGCUUGAUCCUUAGUUUCAUCACUCUUUCUUGUGGUCUAGAUAGGAACGAUGAUUGCAAAGGCACGUGGGACAGUUUUUCUUCUGUUACUUGUCACAUUAUGCUAUAAUGUGAGAGGCCAAUGCGAAGGUGAGGACAAAUCUGAAACAGGCAAUGCAAAAAAUGACACAUUAACAGCAAUACUUGAAGUACCAGAUGAAGAAGAGUCAAACGAGUUCAAAAAACAGAGAUUUGUACCCCGAUGUGGCGAUGAUUUUCUGAAGCAUGUACUGGUUGGUAGGUGGGUGCACAAUUCUGCCUUUUUGAGAGGCGGUAAAAAGAAAAAGAAGGCUUUUAUGAUCGAUAUAAGUAAGAAAAAGCGACAGUUGGAUAAGGACAUGAAGUCGGUCUGGCGUUUGCGAGGUAUUCCUGAAGAUCCAUGGAAAUCAACAACGAAUUGUGGAUAUUACAGGCUCAGAGAAAGUAACGUUAGACGACCGCCUAUUGGAACAUGGUGUGACCCGAAAGGACCAAGACCUUGCUGCAAUAAUAAGCUUCUAGGAUAUUGUGUGUCGGCUCAAGCUGGAUCAUGUUCUUGUACAAAUUGUGCGGAUGUUCGAAAACUACAACAUGCUGAACUGAUGACAUGGUUACCGUACAGCUAUAUGUGCAAGUGGAAACAAUUUACCGCUCCGGAGGCGUGUGAUGUAAUCGAGCAUUCACCGGUGAAAAAGCUAUACAUCGUCGGAGACUCGUACAUGCAAAGCAUGUACAUUGGCCUGCUUAUGAUCUUAACGGGAAAACCAAUAACUGGUUUCUGGAAGAAGGGUGUCAUUUCCACCGAGCAGUAUGUAAAAUGCGCUAAUUAUGGACUGAAUUACUUUAAAGAUUGCAGGGCAAUGAUUGAAACUAUGGAUGACAUGAAGUAUCGCGAUUCCCUCUGUGGCGAUGGGAGAAAUGUUACCUUCAAGGCCGAAUUCAGGAAAUAUUACCAUUCAAGAUUCGGUCCUCAAUUUCGUAAACUUAUUAAACGUCUUGCGGGUAAACGUGGAACGUACGUGGUGGUAGGAAUUGGAUUUCACAUUCGAAUGGAAAUUGAUCUCGCUAUCCGACACUUCAUGGCCCCCGCAAUUCGGGAAGUCAGUCUACAUUACAAACAUAAACAACAUAUACCACAAAGCAGAAGGUGGCCUCGCUUUUUAUUUUCUCUUCCCAUGGACUACGGUCUUUUGAAGCCGACCCGACACCUUAAAGAACAAUACCACACAAAACAGACUAAGUUUGAGAGAGGAAUGCGUAGUUAUUGCAGGCGAAAUUCAAUUAGAGUUCUAGAUUUCACACCUUUGACUAAAAAUGUACAUACUUUCGAUGGGGUUCAUUACGGCAUCGGAGUGAACAACAUGAAAAACCAAAUUUUCCUCAAUUAUUUAGCAACACUAAAACAGUACAAAUAAUAAUAGAGUUACUGUAUGAUAGUGAUCAGUAGCAAUGUACUGGUAAUAUAUAUAAUUUCUAAGUUACUGAAUAUGCAUCAAAUAUUGAUGUGGUGACAUGAUCCCCAUUUUAUUUACGAGUAAUAUAAUAUGAUGACUUCAAUUAGUCAAUAUUAUUACAAAAUGUAUUUUGGUAUUUUUUUGUGUAUUUAUCCGUCGAUUUCAUCAGUGUUUUGUGAUCGCACACUGUUAAAUAUAUAUGAACUAUUUAAGAUUCAGCAAGUUGUUCUGC